ACUGCCGCGAUGUUUUGCCACGUUGUUGCGAGGAAUAUCAAUAUUUCGCGUAAUAGAAAUAUUAAUGAAUUAACAUUGAUGAAAAUUUUGUUGGCAAGCUACUGUAAAAGUUACUUUUUUUCUUCAUUUGCAUUCGUUUAUUAAGCUCUGAUGUUGAUUCACGUAGUUGGGAUCAGCUGCGUUUAUCGUAGCAAGAUGGCGUGCUUCUCGAUCGUGUAAUUUUCUUGCCUGAAAGAGAAAGUAAGGUUAGGUUAGGUUAGUGUGUACAGUGUAAUCAGAUAUAUUUUUUUCACGAUGCAAAAGUAUUCGCGUGAAAGUGAUUAUAGAUCCAGGAAGGAAUAUGAUGAUGAUUACAAACGUAAGGAUCGAACAUCGCGAAGAGAUCGCGAUUACGAGGAUCGUCGAUCUAAGAGAUCGAGUUCGAGAUCAAGGCACAAAUAUUCAGAAAAAUCCAGUGAGAGGCAUAAAAAAUCACGGGACGAAGACUCUCGCUCACAUCACGAUUCACGGAAAAAGUCUUCCAAGCACAAAAGCCGAAGAAGAGAAACGUCUUCGUCGUCUUCGACCUCGAGCAGAUCUAGCGAUGUCUCGGAUUCGUCCUCGGAUUCUACGAAAUUGUUGGAAAAACUACAGAAGCAACGACAGAAGCAGAUGGAGGAACGCAAAAACCAGAAGGAGAUGAUGAAAGCGACAGAGACGCCAGAGGAAAAGCGUCUACGUCGCUUGAAGAAAAAGGAAGCCAAGGAACGGAGACGUAAGGAGAGAAUGGGUUGGGACAACGACUACUUGCAUUACACAAAUACGGACAAUCCAUUUGGAGAUGGUAACAUCCUGUCCACUUUCGUGUGGUCGAAGAAAUUGGGAAAGGAAGGCUUGCUCGGUGUAGGCAGAGAGGAAUUGGAGAUUCGUAACAGACACAAGCAGGAGGAAAAUAAAAGGGAAUUGGAGAAGGUGAAGAAAAGGAGGCAAGAGAGAGAACUGGAGCGACAGCAAAGGGAAGAAGAAAUGACAAUGCUACAAAGAGGUAAAGAAGCUGCACAGUUAGAACAGUGGGCCCGGCAAGAGGAUCAAUUUCAUCUCGAGCAAGCCCGACUGAGAUCUCGUAUUAGGAUCCAGGAUGGCCGUGCGAAACCUAUCGAUCUUCUCGCAAAGUACAUCAGUGCGGAGGAGGAAGUUGACGCUGUAGAAAUGCACGAGCCAUAUACGUACUUGCGAGGAUUGCAGGUGAAGGAUUUGGAGGAUCUCAUAGAAGAUAUAAAGGUUUACAAGGAACUGGAGAGAGGCAAGAAUUUAGAUUACUGGAACGAUAUUACGGUGAUCGUGGAGGACGAAUUGCACAAACUCAGAAAGUUGGAACGAACGGAAUACGAAGUUGCUCUGGGCAGAAGAGAAGGAAUCCACGAGUCGGUUGCCAAGGACGUUACGGCCAUUUUUAAGGGCAAAACAGCAUCGCAAUUGGAAGCCUUACAAAUGCAGAUUCAGGCGAAAAUUACGGGUAAGCCGGAAGGCGUCGACAUUGGAUACUGGGAGAGUCUUCUGUCACAGCUGAAAGCGCACAUGGCGAGGGCGCGGCUGAGAGAUCGACAUCAAGAGAACCUACGGAAGAAAUUGGAGGUUCUAAUCGCCGAGCAAGGUGUGGCCAGAACGGAGAACGAAGCUGAGAGCUCGCAAGCGCAGGAGAGCGAGCCCUCCGCAAAGCAGAACGAGCCCUCCACGAGUGCGGCAGUCGAGAAGAACGAUAAUAGCCAAUCUGAUGAUGAUCAGGAGGUGAACGCCGCCGACGAUCUACUGUCCGAAUCUUUCCGCGAUUACGAAGCAGGCAGUUAUUCGCCGAUGUACAUGCCGUACUCGCAGCUAGAACCGGGCACGCUCGUUACGUUGGAGGACGAUGACAGUCAGCGAUUGGAAUACGCGAGGCAGCAGGUGGUCAGCACCGGCAGAAAAAUUCAGAACGUUCUGACGGCCGAGGAGCAAGCCAUGCAUCGGGAGGCGCGCAAGGGAAUGGGCUCGGACGAGGCGCAAUUCAGCGUCGAAUCGUCGUUGGAGGCGCAGAUCUAUUUAUGGUCUGACAAGUACCGACCGCGUAAGCCGCGUUACUUCAAUCGCGUGCACACUGGCUUUGAAUGGAACAAGUAUAAUCAAACACAUUACGACAUGGACAACCCGCCACCGAAGAUCGUGCAGGGCUACAAGUUCAACAUCUUUUAUCCGGAUCUCAUCGACAAGAAUACCACGCCGGAAUACUUUCUGACACCCUGCGCUGAUAAUAAAGAUUUUGCGAUUCUGCGGUUUCACGCAGGUCCACCUUAUGAGGACAUUGCAUUCAAGAUUGUCAAUCGAGAAUGGGAAUAUUCGUAUAAACGUGGAUUCCGGUGUCAGUUUCACAACAACAUUUUCCAGUUGUGGUUCCAUUUCAAGAGAUACAGAUAUCGCCGUUAAUAUAACAUAUGCAUUGUUUAUUCGAUAUUUGUAAUUUUAUGGACAAUUCUUGUAUAUACUUAAAUAUGUAUUCUAACGUACAAUCUACCGUACGUCGCAAAUUUUUUUAAUAAAUUUGUACAAAAAAUAAAAAAAAUUUACAUUAAGCGA
Linepithema humile (Argentine ant) is the source of this 2589-nucleotide messenger RNA. NCBI's taxonomy places the organism in Eukaryota, Metazoa, Arthropoda, Insecta, Hymenoptera, Formicidae. The record is from RefSeq and is a predicted model, not a curated record.